CUCGCUCGUUCUGCAGUGGGUAAAUUCGACCGGAUCGGGAUAGCAACUCCUACAGCAAUUCAGCAAAACACUCCGGAUUCAAUUGGAACGCAAGAACCAUAAGAAUAAGUGCUUAAAAAAAGGUGUUGUGAAGUGAAAAGUGCAAUAAAGUGAUACAAAAAUGAGUUUCCCACGGACAUUGUUCGCGUUAGCGUUGAGCACUGCAUGCUAUCUGCAUGUAGCUGCCACUUUCAUCUGCCCAAGGUAUGACAGUGCCAGACAGUUGUCUACGCUGCAUGCAAUGCCUCACAGUCCGACGGGUUAUGUGACCUGUGUUGGGAGAAUCAAAAUUGAAGCACAUUGUCCUGAGGGUGGUGUGUGGAGCGAUAGUGAUAAAACCUGCGUCCGACAUCGCUCAACGGACGUUGUUGAACGAUCGAGACGAGACACUGCAAUAGAGACAGUGACCACCUGUGCCACAGUUUGUCCGCAAGUGUUUGAUCCACGCAGGCUUGUGAUAGUGGAUCAUGCUGCGUGUACGAAGUAUAAUCUGUGCGUGCUUGGGCUGAUGUUGUCAGUGUCGUGUCCGAACGACUUGCGUUUCAAUCAGGAACGAUGUGAGUGUGAUUUUAAGGAGAAUGUGUACUGUGAAGGUGAAGAUCCAGCGACCACAACAAUCGAUUACGGUUCGACGACAACAGAGGUGAGCACAACGGAAGAAUACACUACUGAGGUUACUGCAUCCGAGUCGACAACGGAAGAGUCGACGACAGAAGAAUCCACUACUGAGGUGACAGCAUCCGAGUCGACAACGGAGGAGUCCACAACGGAAGAGUCUACGACUGAAGAAUCAACUACUGAGGUGACAGCAUCCGAGUCAACAACGGAGGAGUCCACAACAGAAGAGUCUACGAAUGAAGCAUCCACUACUGAGGUGACAGCUUCCGAGUCAACAACGGAAGAGUCGACGACUGAAGAAUCCACAACUGAGGUGACAGCUUCCGAGUCAACAACGGAAGAGUCGACGACAGAGGAAUCCACCACUGAGGUCACUGCAUCCGAGUCAAAAACGGAGGAGUCCACAACGGGAGAGUCGACGACUGAGGAAUCCACAACUGAGGUUACUACAUCCGAGCCAACAACGGAAGAGUCGACGACAGAGGAAUCCACAACUGAGGUUACAGCAUCCGAGUCGACAACGGAAGAAUCUACUACUGAGGUAACAGCAUCCGAGUCCACGACGGAAGAGUCCACAACGGAAGAGUCUACGACUGAAGAAUCCACUACUGAGGGGACAGCAUCCGAGUCAACAACAGAGGAGUCCACAACGGAAGAGUCUACGACUGAAGAAUCAACUACUGAGGUGACAGCUUCCGAGUCGACAACGGAAGAGUCUACGACUGAAGAAUCCACUACUGAGGUAACAGCAUCCGAUUCGACAACGGAGGAGUCCACAACGGAAGAGUCUACGACUGAAGAAUCCACUACUGAGGUAACAGCAUCCGAUUCGACCACGGAGGAGUCCACAACGGAAGAGUCUACGACUGAAGAAUCCACUACUGAGGGGACAGCAUCCGAGUCAACAACAGAGGAGUCCACAACGGAAGAGUCUACGACUGAAGAAUCCACUACUGAGGUAACAGCAUCCGAGUCGACAACGGAAGAGUCUACGACUGAAGAAUCCACUACUGAGGUGACAGCUUCCGAGUCAACAACGGAAGAGUCGACGACUGAAGAAUCCACAACUGAGGUUACUACAUCCGAGCCAACAACGGAAGAGUCCACAACGGAAGAGUCUACGACUGAAGAAUCAACUACUGAGGUGACAGCAUCCGAGUCAACAACGGAGGAGUCCACAACGGAAGAGUCUACGACUGAAGAAUCAACUACUGAGGUGACAGCAUCCGAGUCAACAACGGAGGAGUCCACAACGGAAGAGUCUACGAAUGAAGCAUCCACUACUGAGGUGACAGCUUCCGAGUCAACAACGGAAGAGUCGACGACUGAAGAAUCCACAACUGAGGUGACAGCAUCCGAGUCAACAACGGAAGAAUCUACUACUGAGGUAACAGCAUCCGAGUCAACAACGGAGGAGUCCACAACAGAAGAGUCUACGAAUGAAGCAUCCACUACUGAGGUGACAGCUUCCGAGUCAACAACGGAAGAGUCGACGACUGAAGAAUCCACAACUGAGGUUACUACAUCCGAGCCAACAACGGAAGAGUCCACAACGGAAGAGUCUACGACUGAAGAAUCAACUACUGAGGUGACAGCAUCCGAGUCAACAACGGAGGAGUCCACAACGGAAGAGUCUACGACUGAAGAAUCAACUACUGAGGUGACAGCAUCCGAGUCAACAACGGAGGAGUCCACAACAGAAGAGUCUACGAAUGAAGCAUCCACUACUGAGGUGACAGCUUCCGAGUCAACAACGGAAGAGUCGACGACUGAAGAAUCCACAACUGAGGUUACUACAUCCGAGCCAACAACGGAAGAAGCCACUUCUGAAGAGUCUACGACUGAAGAAUCCACUACUGAGGUGACAGCUUCCGAGUCAACAACGGAAGAGUCGACGACAGAGGAAUCCACCACUGAGGUCACUGCAUCCGAUUCGACCACGGAGGAGUCCACAACAGAAGAGUCUACGAAUGAAGCAUCCACUACUGAGGUGACAGCUUCCGAGUCAACAACGGAAGAGUCGACGACUGAAGAAUCCACAACUGAGGUUACUACAUCCGAGCCAACAACGGAAGAGUCCACAACGGAAGAGUCUACGACUGAAGAAUCAACUACUGAGGUGACAGCAUCCGAGUCAACAACGGAGGAGUCCACAACGGAAGAGUCUACGACUGAAGAAUCAACUACUGAGGUGACAGCAUCCGAGUCAACAACGGAGGAGUCCACAACGGAAGAGUCUACGACUGAAGAAUCAACUACUGAGGUGACAGCUUCCGAGUCAACAACGGAAGAGUCGACGACUGAAGAAUCCACAACUGAGGUUACUACAUCCGAGCCAACAACGGAAGAAGCCACUUCUGAAGAGUCUACGACUGAAGAAUCCACUACUGAGGUGACAGCUUCCGAGUCAACAACGGAAGAGUCGACGACAGAGGAAUCCACCACUGAGGUCACUGCAUCCGAGUCAAAAACGGAGGAGUCCACAACGGGAGAGUCGACGACUGAGGAAUCCACAACUGAGGUUACUACAUCCGAGCCAACAACGGAAGAGUCGACGACAGAGGAAUCCACAACUGAGGUUACAGCAUCCGAGUCGACAACGGAAGAAUCUACUACUGAGGUAACAGCAUCCGAGUCCACGACGGAAGAGUCCACAACGGAAGAGUCUACGACUGAAGAAUCCACUACUGAGGGGACAGCAUCCGAGUCAACAACAGAGGAGUCCACAACGGAAGAGUCUACGACUGAAGAAUCAACUACUGAGGUAACAGCAUCCGAUUCGACCACGGAGGAGUCCACAACGGAAGAGUCUACGACUGAAGAAUCAACUACUGAGGUGACAGCAUCCGAGUCAACAACGGAGGAGUCCACAACAGAAGAGUCAACGAAUGAAGCAUCCACUACUGAGGUGACAGCUUCCGAGUCAACAACGGAAGAGUCGACGACUGAAGAAUCCACAACUGAGGUGACAGCUUCCGAGUCAACAACGGAAGAGUCGACGACAGAGGAAUCCACCACUGAGGUCACUGCAUCCGAGUCAAAAACGGAGGAGUCCACAACGGGAGAGUCGACGACUGAGGAAUCCACAACUGAGGUUACUACAUCCGAGCCAACAACGGAAGAGUCGACGACAGAGGAAUCCACAACUGAGGUUACAGCAUCCGAGUCGACAACGGAAGAAUCUACUACUGAGGUAACAGCAUCCGAGUCCACGACGGAAGAGUCCACAACGGAAGAGUCUACGACUGAAGAAUCCACUACUGAGGGGACAGCAUCCGAGUCAACAACAGAGGAGUCCACAACGGAAGAGUCUACGACUGAAGAAUCCACUACUGAGGUGACAGCUUCCGAGUCGACAACGGAAGAGUCUACGACUGAAGAAUCCACUACUGAGGUAACAGCAUCCGAUUCGACAACGGAGGAGUCCACAACGGAAGAGUCUACGACUGAAGAAUCCACUACUGAGGUAACAGCAUCCGAUUCGACCACGGAGGAGUCCACAACGGAAGAGUCUACGACUGAAGAAUCCACUACUGAGGGGACAGCAUCCGAGUCAACAACAGAGGAGUCCACAACGGAAGAGUCUACGACUGAAGAAUCCACUACUGAGGUAACAGCAUCCGAGUCGACAACGGAAGAGUCUACGACUGAAGAAUCCACUACUGAGGUAACAGCAUCCGAGUCCACAACGGAAGAGUCUACGACUGAAGAAUCCACUACUGAGGUAACAGCAUCCGAGUCGACAACGGAAGAGUCUACGACUGAAGAAUCCACUACUGAGGUAACAGCAUCCGAGUCGACAACGGAGGAGUCCACAACGGAAGAGUCUACGACUGAAGAAUCCACUACUGAGGUAACAGCAUCCGAUUCGACCACGGAGGAGUCCACAACGGAAGAGUCUACGACUGAAGAAUCCACUACUGAGGGGACAGCAUCCGAGUCAACAACAGAGGAGUCCACAACAGAAGAGUCUACGACGGAAGAACCAACUACAGAGGUGACGGCAGCCGAGUCGACAACAGAACGAUCUGAAUCCUCAACGCAAUCGGACACCACAACGGAGUCGAUCACAUUAUCUACGAUUGAAGUGACUGCCGAAGGAAUGACGCUAAGCACAACGCUAGCCCCCGAAACAACGACUCUUUCACAAGUGACAUCCAGUACGGAGAAACCACCCGUAACAGGAUCUCAGAUUGUGACCGAGAUAUCGAAGGCGUUCGAGAAAAUUUCCAGCAUUUUCGAAACGCUGGCAAAAAUAUUUGCUUCUAGCAUUAAAAAGAACUAAGGAAAAUCGUCUCUAGAAAAUUCAGAUCUCACGUUGUAUAAAAAUUGGUAAGAAAUCAUUUAAUUUAUGGAAAAAAUGAGGCAUAAAAAGAACACCGAAGCAUAAGCGAAGCGCAUCUCCAAACAGAACGCCAAAACACAAAGCCGAUUGAACAACGCAAAAUAAACACGCCACACAGAAACACACAAACACACAUUGGACAGAUUUGGACUUACGUCAACGCAAUCGUGCGCUUCAUCCUGAAAGGGCUAGGAAUUCUGGGACUCAGCAACUCCAGCCAGUUGCGUGAAGCCGAAUGGCAAGAGGAAGAGGAAGACGACGCAACGGAGUACGCCGAGGUGGACACAGUGCCAUCGGUGUCUUCGUCGUCCUGGUCGUCAUCGUCACUGCUGAUCGUGUCACCACCUCCACCAUGACGACAGUUCAGUGAAUAGACCGAGGCAAUGCCCCUGCUGUCAGGACGCUUCGCCUCAUCGUCCUUUGCGAUCGAUGCCGCCGGUUCAGGACUCGUGACGUGGUAGAUGUGAUAGUCCCUGCUCGUGCAACUAUAAAAGCGUUGGACAUGCGGUGUUGUGCGCAUGCAUGUGUGUGGUGCGAUGCGAUUGAAAGUAAAUUUGACAGUUGUGUUGUGUGUUUAAGAAGAGCGUAAAAUUAAAAGCAGGGAACAGAAACCAGAAACGCAUGAAAAUUAAAAGAAAAAAUAAGAUGCAAUUAAUAUUGAUGCAAACCAAAAA
Anopheles stephensi (Asian malaria mosquito) is the source of this 5676-nucleotide messenger RNA. Its product is annotated as platelet binding protein GspB-like. Gene Ontology annotation, molecular function: chitin binding. Bases 161 to 4942 code for a protein of 1593 amino acids. Gene Ontology annotation, cellular component: extracellular region. The record is from RefSeq and is a predicted model, not a curated record. The transcript has 7 exons. NCBI's taxonomy places the organism in Eukaryota, Metazoa, Arthropoda, Insecta, Diptera, Culicidae.